AAAAGCCAAGACGUUUGUCAUAUCAUCAUUCACAGUUCAAACGCAUUUCAGAAGUAAAACAACCAGUUCUUUCAUUUAAAUUUGAUUACUAAAGAUAUUUGAGUAAAAAUGGCAGCAAGAUUUAUUGCAUUGUUCUGCCUUGUCGCAGCUGUCAGUGCUUUUCCAGGUGGUCAUGGUGGUGGAGAAAGUCAUCAUGUAGGAAGUGUAAAAGUUCCAAUUCACACCGUCCAUAAGCAUCAUUAUACCAAAGUUCCUGAAUAUAAAAUUAUUAAAGUACCAGUUGUAAAGGAAGUUAAGGUUCCAUACCCAGUCAAAGUUCCAAUUAAGAUCCCAUACCCAGUUGUUGUUAAACAAGAAAUCCAUGCCGUUCCAGUCCAUAAAUAUCCAGUUCACUCUUCAGAACAUGUUCAUCAUGGACAUUCAGGUGGUGGACAUGGGGGAGAAAUUGAAAUUAAGCACCAAGAAGUUAGCGGUGGACACCAAGAAGCAGGACAUUCAGGUGGUGAAGGAUUAGGUGCUCAUGGUUUCAGUGGACAUGGUGCUGAUUUCGGAGUUAAUCAAGGAGGUUAUGGUGGUGAUAUGGGUCAUUCAGGACAUGCUGGAUAUGGAUUUGAAUCAGCUGGACAUUCCUCAGGACAUGGAGGUUUCGAAUCUGCUGGACAUGGUGGUUAUGAAUCUGCUGGACAUAGUUUUGAAUCAGCUGGACAUGGUGGUUUCGAAUCUGCUGGAAAUGGUGGUUUUGGACAUGGUUUAGAAGGAGGUCAUAGUGGUUUUGAAGGAGGACAUGCCAAUCAUGGUUAUGAAGUUAAUCACGGAGGAUUCGAAGGUCAAGAAGGUGGAUAUGGAGGUCAUGAUUUUGGAGGUCAUGGAGGGCAAAUCGAAGAAUCACAUGGAGGAUCCCAUGGUGGAGAUAGUGGUCAUGGAAAAUGGUAAAAAAAUCAAUCAAUUACCAUCAAAUCUUUGCUCAAAAGAAGCUAUUUGUUAUGAGCUUUAAGCUCAUCAUCUUUAAAGUCAUCAACUUAUUGUUGUAAUAAGACUGUCGUUAUCUGUUGA
Chironomus riparius is the source of this 1053-nucleotide messenger RNA. The record is from the annotation of a GenBank genome assembly. Lineage: Eukaryota; Metazoa; Arthropoda; Insecta; Diptera; Chironomidae.